AUGGCACGUUUCAGAGCAGUUGUCGAUUACUCGGCAUCCGAUUCUGAAGAGGAGCAGCAAGUGGCCGCGAACCUUCAGCCAGAGCCUGAAGAAGCCUCACCCGCAGAUGACCUCAACGCGGUCGCCGUCAGGAAAGGGAAAGAGAAAGCAUCGGCGCCCGUAGGUGAAAGGGAGGAAGGCCGAGCGAAGGAGGCUGAGAUGCAGGUGGAGCAUCAGAGGGUCCGUAAAGAACAUGACAAGCAUCGCAAGCGUGACAAGGGGAAGGGCAAGGCUGGCUCGUCGAGGCAGUCACCCCCAUCAACUCACAAGCCGCAUCGCAAUGCCACCGUAAUUUCCUAUGCUGACGAGACCGGCUCAAGACCGCCGAAGGUGUCGGUGAUGCAGACAUCCCUCUUCCGCGCACCGGAAGAGGACUCUAUGCUGUCUGAAUACUCAGCGUUAUCGGACGAGGCGACGUCUCCUGCGCGAAUUGGGAAACACGGCAGGGAUAUAGACGGUGAAGGCCAGCAUGAGGAGCCACGGAAGAGAGUCUCCUUUGAUGAAGAACUUCACCUCUUACCUCGCCAGCCAUCAAGAAAAUAUGCUCGUGUCGAGGGCUCUGCUUCUGCAGUAUAUGGUAAUGAGAGUGAACUCAUUGAUGCUGGAUUGUCUCUUGGACGCUCGUUUCGUGUUGGCUGGGGACCUGGAGGAGUGCUUGUAUAUUCGGGCGCUCUCUGUGGUCCAACUACCAAAGUAAACACGACCGCCAAUACAUCCACCGUGCAAAAGUGCGUCGUGCCUCUGGUGUCCAGCGCCACAGCCGAGGCGGCCGAGCGGGCGUCAAAACUGCUUUCCCAUCAUCUCAAAUUCACGCCUAUCGAGUCAGACACAAAUGGCCUACCAUGUGCAAGACCUUCAAGCGUUUUGACGUUCGCAUCCUUCGCUGCGCAGUUUCCAUCGACGGACCGCUCGUUCGAAGCCAGCCUUUUCCGCCUAGGUCACGCGCUCUUCGAUCCAUUAGACCUGCAUCUAGCCGAGUCUGUACCCGUUGAUGUCGGCAAGCGCGUGGAGAUUUUAAAGCGCAAAGCUGCGCUGGCCGACUGGCUGCAGAAGUAUAUAUCAACUUCCAUCAAUGCGGCCAUUCGUAACAGUCCCGGGGCGGACUGGGCGGCGAGUGUGUUCACUCUACUGUCCGGAAACCAGGUCGAGAGAGCUUGCGAGAUGGCGAUGGACACUGGCAACGUCAAAGUCGCCUCGCUGAUUGCAGAAUGCCCCGGGGAUGCAACGUUCAGGUCAGACUUGCGUGCGGAGUUGGAUGUGUGGCGCGAAGCUCGCACUGACGCUCAUAUGAGCGAGAACACGCGCAAGAUUUACGCGAUUCUCGCCGGUAUUGUAGACAAGUUGGAAGGUUCGAAGGGCACCGGCAUCGAAAGGUGCCCCGAUAUCCAGAUUGCGAAGGAUCUCAGUUGGAAGCAAACGUUUGGGCUUCAUCUUUGGUUUGGACAGCCGGUGGAGUCACCAGUAGCCUCGGCGCUGGAAUCGUACGACGCUCACUGGAAGGUGGCAUCUUCAGGCGCUGCUCCACCCAUGCCAUGGUAUACAGAACCAUUGGUCAGAAGCCAGCAGGCAGGACACCCCUCGUGGACUCUGUCGUCGGCUGCCGAGCCGCCUGAUGCGCUGUACUCCCUCAUCAAACUCUAUGCCGAUUCUUCGUGCAAGCUUUCGAGCAUUCUCGAUCCCCGCUCGUUCAGCGAGUCCCCCGUGGACUACCGCCUCGCAUGGCACCUCUAUGUCAUCCUCGCUCGCUGUCUGCGCGUUCGCGACCUAAAUGGUCGCGGCCAUGCUGCUGGAAGUGGCAGUCAGGAUACGUCGGAAGGCCAUAGCGCUAACGCUGAAAUUUUGGCGAGCAGUUACGCACUGCAGCUCGAGGAGGCCGGCAUGAUCCAGGAGGCGGUAUUUGUUCUUCUGCACAUCGAGUCAUCCACAGAGAGGGUUAAGGCCAUCAAAGAAUUGUUGAACCGAUGCGCUGGAAAGUUGGACCAGUGGAUGGCUCGUGGGCUCGAAGGCAGCCUCAAAAUCCCCAAGGCGUGGGUUCAUGAAGCGAAGGCCAUAUAUGCUCUGGACUCAGGCGAAGUCUAUGAUGCCUACAGGCAGUACCUCGAGGCUGGUUUAUACGAUGAAGCACAUCGUUUGGCGGUUUCCGAAUUGGCUCCCGAUGCUGUCGUUCGUGGCGACAUCGACUUGCUGAAAACAUUGGUCGAGCCGUUCAAGGACCGCCCUGUUAGCGGCUGGCUUGCCGGAGGGAAGGUAUACAUGGAUUAUGUCGACGUCAUGAUACGUUUGCCAGAGUCUUCCAUUGGAGAAACAAACCUUGAUGCCGCGGAACUGACUCAACUAACGCGCAGCAUUUCCAUACUGCUCAGACAGUUGCCGGAUCUACUUCAUGAUUGGUCGAACCUGAAUCAAGUUGUUGCGCUGGAAGAGAUGACGAGGCAGUUGACCACGCGGCUUAAUCGUAUCAACCCUAUUGCUGUCUACCGAUCGAAAGUUCAAACGCCGUUGAUGGACGGAGGAUCUCGGUUGCGCAACCUUCGGCGUGCGGCGUUUGAGAAGUUCCUGACAGCCGUUGAGGUGGCUUGA
Molecule: messenger RNA, 2619 nt
Organism: Laetiporus sulphureus 93-53
Lineage: Eukaryota; Fungi; Basidiomycota; Agaricomycetes; Polyporales; Laetiporaceae
Exons: 7
Coding region: 1-2619 (872 amino acids)
Source: RefSeq, a predicted model, not a curated record